AUGACUGAGGGGAAGCUUCCGGAUCUAUCCACCUGCCUUGAAUUUUGCUUGAGUGCGAAGAAAAAUCUGCUGUUUUUCUACGGGAAGGGUCCUGAUAAAUAUGGUGAAAUUGACGUGGAACGGCAAGCAAACGCUGUGAAAAGCCUGGUAGAGCAUAGGUUCUCGCUCAAUAAAAUAACUUGUCGGGUCACUAAUCAAGUUGCGCAGCGAAAUGAGCAGCAAUUAAGUGGUACGGAGAUCUGCAUAUUUACUGGAAUGGAAACCUUGGAUGAGCAUGAACAAGCACGUCUGGUGCAAAUCACCGCUCACAAUCAAAACUUAGUCCUUAUUGCAAUGGUUCCAUGGGAGUCGCGAAUAGAAGACGGAGCGCGUAACCUUGAUGCGGACAAAACUCUCAGAAGCAGUAUCAAUCUGAGAGAUUGGCUAAAACACCGAUUUUGGCUAGCAUGCUAUGAUCUGCAUAGAAGCCAUUCCAUUCCAUCACCUAUAGAAAUUGAAGACUUCAAAGCCAUAGAUGCUCAAGUCUGCUGCAAACACUUAAUUCGUCGAUAUAUCCUUGAUAUCAUCGUUCACAUCAGAAUGCACAGGUUGUUAGACAUUACAAAGGGCGGCGGUGCCCAUACAGGCUCGUUGCACGAUAUCGAGGCUCUGGCCAAGCUGAUAAGCUACUACAAAUUCGCCAAGAAGUUUGUAACACCGGAUCACGUGAAAAUGGCAUGCAUAUGGUACUUCCCGCUUCAUUUGGAGCUUGUUAGGAACGCCUCUAUGGAUAUUUCUGUGCUUUAUGGUAGCAGGCCAGAUAUGGUCGACGGGUUCCUCGAGAAAAUUGCACAGCUUAAAGUGGCUCAAUCGAACAUGGCUCAGAAUCCACUGUUUUUAGAGACGCUGGUUGUUAAAGAUGUCCUUAAGAAGGUCGUUCCUCCCGUUUGA
This is a messenger RNA of Torulaspora globosa, 930 nucleotides long. It is a transcript of the gene MTC2, whose product is annotated as Mtc2p. The transcript has a single exon. The record is from RefSeq and is a predicted model, not a curated record. Bases 1 to 930 code for a protein of 309 amino acids. NCBI's taxonomy places the organism in Eukaryota, Fungi, Ascomycota, Saccharomycetes, Saccharomycetales, Saccharomycetaceae.